GCCCGGCCGUGACGCCCCUUUGUCCGGGGGGGGGCCGUUCAUGCCGCCGCCCCCCGCGCGCCGCGUGCCGGGCCGCGCCGAGCAGGGCUGUCUCUAGGCUGGAGGGCCUUCCCUGGUUCUUGUGCCUGCCCCUGUUGCUGGAGAAUGAGCCAAUCRCAGAGGAUGGCCCCUGUGGGCACCGACAAGGAGCUCAGUGACCUCCUGGACUUCAGCAUGAUGUUUCCGCUGCCUGUGGCCAACGGGAAGGGCCGGCCGGCCUCCCUGGCGGGAGCUCAGUUCACAAGCUCAGGCCUCGAGGACCGGCCCAGCUCAGGGUCCUGGGCCACCAGUGACCAGAACAAUUCCUCCUUUGACCCCAGCCGGGCCUACAGUGACGGCACCCACUUCAGCGAGUCCCACGGCAGCCUUUCUUCGUCCACAUUCCUGGGACCCGGACUUGGAGGCAAGGGCGGCGAGCGAGGCGCCUACGCCACCUUCGGGAGAGAUGCUGGUGUUGGCAGCUUGACUCAGGCCGGCUUCCUGCCUGGUGAGCUGGCCCUCGGCAGCCCCGGGCCACUGUCGCCCCCUGGCAGCAAGGGCAGCUCCCAGUAUUAUUCCUCCUACCCCAGCAACCCUCGGCGGAGAGCUGCGGACAGCGGCCUGGAGGUGCAGCCCAAGAAGGCCCGGAAGGUUCCACCUGGUCUUCCUUCCUCGGUGUACCCCCCCAGCUCCGGGGACGACUUUGGCAGGGACACAGCCGCCUACCCCUCUGCCAAGACCCCCAGCAGCGCCUACCCCGCCCCCUUCUACGUGGCAGAUGGCAGCCUGCACCCCUCGGCCGAGCUCUGGAGCACUCCUGGCCAGGCAGGCUUCGGGUCCAUGCUGGGCAGUGGCUCGUCCCCCUUGCCCCUGACACCGGGCAGCAGCGGUCCUGUGGGCAGUAGCACCUUCAGUAGCCUGCACCAGCAUGAGCGCAUGGGCUACCAGCUGCAUGGAGCAGAGGUCAAUGGCGGGCUUCCAGCUGUGUCCACCUUCUCCUCAGCCCCCGGAGCGCCUUACAGCAGCGUCUCCAGCCACACGCCGCCUGUCAGUGGGACUGAGGGCCUCCUCGGCUCCCGUGGGACCACGGCCGGCAGCUCUGGGGAUGCCCUUGGGAAGGCGCUGGCCUCGAUCUAUUCCCCGGACCACUCCAGCAGCACCUUCUCACCCAGCCCCUCGACCCCUGUGGGCUCCCCGCAGGGCCUGCCGGGGACGUCGCAGUGGCCUCGAGCAGGGGCCCCCGGUGCCUUAUCGCCCAGCUAUGACGGGGGUCUCCCCGGCCUGAGCAAGAUGGAAGACCACCUGGACGAGGCCAUCCACGUGCUUCGCAGCCACGCCGUGGGCACAGCCAGCGACGUACAUGGGCUGCUGCCUGGCCCCGGGGCACUGGUCUCUGGUUUCGUGGGCCCCUUGCCACUGGGUGGUCGGCACGCUGGCCUGGUGGGGGGCAACCACCCUGAAGACGGACUUGCGGGCAGCACCAGCCUCUUGCACAACCACACUGCUCUGCCCAGCCAGCCUGGCACCCUGCCUGACCUUCCGCGGCCGCCUGACUCCUACAGUGGACUUGGGCGAGCAGGAGCUGCGGUGGUCACCGGCGAGAUCAAGCGCGAGGAGAAGGAGGACGAAGAGAACACUUCGGUGGCGGACAACUCCGAGGAGGAGAAGAAGGAGCUGAAGGGCCCCCGCACGCGGACCAGCCCAGACGAGGACGAGGACGACCUUCUCCCCCCAGAGCAGAAGGCCGAGCGGGAGAAGGAGCGCCGGGUGGCCAAUAACGCCCGCGAGCGGCUGCGGGUCCGGGACAUCAAUGAGGCAUUUAAGGAGCUGGGGCGCAUGUGCCAGCUGCACCUCAACAGUGAGAAGCCCCAGACCAAACUGCUCAUCCUGCACCAGGCCGUGUCGGUCAUCCUCAACCUGGAGCAGCAAGUGCGAGAGCGGAACCUGAACCCCAAGGCGGCUUGCCUGAAGCGGCGAGAGGAGGAGAAGGUGUCGGGCGUGGUCGGAGACCCCCAGAUGGUGCUCUCAGGCGCCCACCCUGGCUUGAGUGAGGCCCACAACCCUGCCGGGCACAUGUGAGGAUGGCCCCGCUGGACGAGGGACCAGCUCACUCUCCUACUCUAGGUUUGGGGUGCAUGGAGCAACAUUGCCACCCUUGAGCCAGGAGCACCCACCGGGCUCCGAAGGGGAUGCCUGGUGGCCCUGCCUGCUCCACCCCUGGCUGCCCACUGCCUGCUGCAGAUCCAGAAGUCCAUCUUGGCUCCGUGACGGGCCACAGGAGCAUUGGUGGGGGGAGUUGAGCGAAACCAGAAAGCAAGCAACAAAGUACACUUCGUCAGAAAGAAGAAAAUUAUGCCUUAACUAUGUAAAACGUGGAAGAACCGAAACUCUUCACUCCAUCGAGGGUGAUGCUGUGCAAACCUGGCUUGUUCUUCAGAAGCCACCAGCAAAUCGUGCCUAAGCAUAAUAUUUUUUUUAAGGAAAAUAAAAAAGAACAUUAGUUAUGAGAUUUUUUUAAUGUAGAAGAAAAUUAGUA
Molecule: messenger RNA, 2554 nt
Organism: Urocitellus parryii (Arctic ground squirrel)
Lineage: Eukaryota; Metazoa; Chordata; Mammalia; Rodentia; Sciuridae
Gene: Tcf3
Product: transcription factor 3
Biological process (GO): regulation of transcription by RNA polymerase II; immunoglobulin V(D)J recombination
Cellular component (GO): chromatin; transcription regulator complex
Molecular function (GO): RNA polymerase II cis-regulatory region sequence-specific DNA binding; protein dimerization activity; DNA-binding transcription factor activity, RNA polymerase II-specific
Source: RefSeq, a predicted model, not a curated record